Carassius auratus (goldfish) is the source of this 1312-nucleotide messenger RNA. RefSeq names its product deleted in malignant brain tumors 1 protein-like. The record is from RefSeq and is a predicted model, not a curated record. Gene Ontology annotation, molecular function: protein-lysine 6-oxidase activity. The transcript has 5 exons. Gene Ontology annotation, biological process: peptidyl-lysine oxidation. The annotation marks the transcript as partial. NCBI's taxonomy places the organism in Eukaryota, Metazoa, Chordata, Actinopteri, Cypriniformes, Cyprinidae. Gene Ontology annotation, cellular component: membrane.
AUUUCAUCACCAGACAAUCACAAGACAUGAUUUAUUUAACUGUUUUUAGUCUCAUUUUAUUUCCCUGCUUGUGCUGAUUUAACAGUUUCACUUCCUUUGUUACUUAUUUAUAACGAAGCCCCUCACAAUAAAGAUUGUGUCUUUGUCAUUAUCGGUCCCUGGAACCAGCUUCUAUGCCUCACAGCUCGACUGCUCAACUCGAUCAGAUAUUCUUAGACAAUUUAUUCUAACAGCUGGGGGCUCAUGCGUGAAAGGGGGGGACUCUCCUUGUGAACCAGGAAAAAGCCGAGAGAGCGUGAAGGCAAAGUGUGCCGAAGAUCAGAGGAGGACCUACAAUAAAAGGCGGGGCUGACAGGAGCCAGUUUCUUCAGUGUGUUUGAGGGAGCAGAGGAGAAACUUGUGCUGACAGUCAAACAGAUGGUGAGACGAGCAGAAGAUGAUGGAGGGAUGUCUGACACUCGUUUUACUCUUCAUUAUAAUCACUCUAACCACAUCUGAUUUGGAGACUGUUAGGUUGGUUGGUGGUAACAGUCGCUGUGCUGGUAGAGUGGAGGUUCAUCAUGAUGGUCAGUGGGGAACAGUGUGUGGUGAUGACUGGGAUAUGACUGAUGCUGAAGUGGUGUGUAGAGAGCUGGGAUGUGGAGAGGUUGUAGAGGCUCUGGGUGGUGCUCGUUUUGGACAAGUAUCAGGACCGAUCUGGAUGGAUGAUGUGGACUGUAGUGGAUCAGAGACUACACUGAAGAACUGUAGAUCAAGAGGAUGGGGUGUUCAUAACUGUGGUCAUCAAGAAGAUGCUGGAGUCAGAUGCUCAGAAACUAUAAACUACGGAAGGUCAAGGCUUGUGGACGGGUCUCACCUGUGCUCCGGAAGAGUGGAGAUUCUUCUUGUAGGUGGAUGGGGUUCAGUGUGUGAUGCUGUCUUUGACCAGAAGGAUGCAGAGGUUGUGUGUAGAGAGCUGGACUGUGGGGCUCCUGUACAGGUGCUGGGAGCAGCUGCUUUUGGCAAAGGAGACGCUCAGAUGUGGACACAAGAGAUUCAGUGCAGAGGAGAUGAAUCACACAUUCGACGCUGUCCAUCAUCAAACUUGAUUAAAACAAACUGCACCCAUGAAAAUGAUGUCGGACUGAUAUGUUCUGGUUACACUGAUCUCAGACUGGUCAAUGGUCCUGACAUCUGUUCUGGAAGAGUGGAGCUUCAGUUCCUCAGUAAAUGGGGCACAGUGUGUGAUGCAUGCUGGGAUAUGAGAGCUGCCAGUGUCCUCUGUAGACAGCUGAAUUGUGGGAUUGCUGUGUCUGUUGUGGGAUCAGACUGG